Molecule: messenger RNA, 705 nt
Organism: Galendromus occidentalis (western predatory mite)
Lineage: Eukaryota; Metazoa; Arthropoda; Arachnida; Mesostigmata; Phytoseiidae
Gene: Bka
Product: FCF1 rRNA-processing protein Bka
Exons: 5
Coding region: 89-688 (199 amino acids)
Cellular component (GO): small-subunit processome
Source: RefSeq, a predicted model, not a curated record
AAAACACGUGGUUUGGAGCAGCGAAGACGGUGGACAACGGUGGCCCUUCUGAAAUCGAACGUUCCGGACCUGAAAAAAUAAAACAGCAAUGGGUAAAUUAAAGAAGAAGCAGUCGAAUAAAUUCGCGGCGAUGAAGAGAAUGAUCAACUUAUCCGAUCAGCGUCUGAAGGAGAAGGACCGCGCUCAGAGACUCAAGAAGACAGUCAAGGAAUCCGACGCUGUACGAGAAGUGGCUCAAUACUCGUCAGCGCUGUACUUCAGAUACAAUGAGCAGCUCGGACCGCCCUAUAGGAUUCUCAUGGACACCAACUUUAUCAACUUUUCUGUGCUCCAUAAGCUGGACAUAAUCCAAGCCAUGAUGGACUGUCUGUACGCCAAAUGCGUGCCAUACAUCACCGAUUGUGUCAUGGGAGAACUGGAGAGACUCGGCACCAAGUAUAGGGUGGCUUUACGAAUUGCGAAGGACCCGCGAUUCGAGAGGCUCACUUGUUCACAUAAAGGAAUUUACGCAGAUGAUUGUCUCGUCCAAAGAGUAACUGAGCACAAGUGCUUCAUCGUCGGAACCUGUGAUAAAGAUCUCAAGCGACGCAUUCGGAAGAUUCCGGGCGUGCCUAUUAUGUACAUUGUGGAUAAGCGUUAUACCAUCGAGCGAAUGCCCGAGGCGUAUGGUGCGCCGAAAAAUAAAUAACGUUGGAAAUAUUGUGA